GGACCCCCGGGAGGGGUGGGCGCGGAGACGUGUCCCACCGAGACAAAGGCGCCCGGGAGGGCAAAGCCGCCCUCGCAGACAAAGCGGCAGCCGCCCGUCCCCGCCGCUGCGCUGCGCCGCCCCUCCGCGCUCUCCCGCGGGGGACCCCCCAAGCGAGGGGUUUCCACUGCUGGGGCUGACUGAGCCCUACUGGGAGAAGAGGAGGAGGAGGAGGAAGGGGAGUGGGGGAGCGGCUGUGCCGUGGGCAGGAGGGAAACCGCUCUCCGAGCGUGAACUGAGCUCAGCACCGCCGCCUGCCUCGCCUCGCCUCCCCGUCCCUCCCUCCUCCCCUCCUCCCCCCCGCCUCCCCCCGCCGCAGACGGCUGCGAGCCCGGAUGGUUUGCGAGCGGAGUUGAGGGGGCAAACUUUGAAGCCCAGAUGCCUCUGGGGCUGCGCGGCAGAGCGCGGUUGCUCCUGCAGGCACCUGCCGCCGCCCUCCCCCCGGCGCUGCCGCCCUCCGCGGGGGCGGUUGGCCCCGCUGCCGGCGGCCGCCGAGGCGGCGGGCGCUGCGGCCGCGGCUAGGGCGGGCAGGCGGGCGGGCGGGCGGCGGGCGCGCCCCCAUGCGGGUCCCGGGCUGGGGCGCGCCGGCGGCGGCAGGCGGGAGCCGGGCGGCGGCCGGGCGGUGCUCUCCCGCCGCCUGAGUGGGCGCGGCGCGGCGCGGGACGGCGGCGCGGGGUGCCGGGAGCCAUGGGCUAUUGCAGCGGCCGGUGCACGCUGGUGGCGGUGUGCGGCGCGCAGCUGGUUUCUGUGCUCGAGAGGCAGAUAUUUGACUUCCUUGGUUAUCAGUGGGCACCCAUCCUGGCAAAUUUUAUACACAUUAUUAUAGUCAUACUUGGCUUAUUUGGAACCAUCCAGUAUAGACCUCGUUACAUAACAGGAUAUGCUGUCUGGCUGGUCCUUUGGGUUACAUGGAACGUGUUUGUUAUCUGCUUCUAUUUGGAGGCUGGGGACCUUUCAAAGGAAACAGAUCUCAUUCUGACCUUUAAUAUCUCAAUGCAUCGUUCUUGGUGGAUGGAGAAUGGGCCGGGCUGCACCGUGACCUCAGUAACCCCAGCCCCAGACUGGGCACCAGAGGAUCAUCGUUAUAUCACUGUCUCGGGGUGUUUUCUUGAAUAUCAGUACAUAGAAGUGGCUCACAGUUCUCUUCAGAUCUUCCUUGCACUGGCGGGCUUCAUCUAUGCCUGUUAUGUUGUGAAAUGUAUUACUGAAGAAGAGGACAGCUUUGAUUUCAUAGGUGGAUUUGACUCUUAUGGCUAUCAAGGUCCACAGAAGACAUCUCAUUUACAGCUACAGCCCAUGUAUAUGUCAAAGUAAACAUGAGGACUACUCAACAUGGGCUGGAGGACCUGUCAAAGAAACUGUUUCAGGAUGGCCCCCUGGUUCUUCAAAGAGCAAAAAAAUUCCAGUUUUUGUGCUAAAAACAAACAAACAUACAAGCCCAACAACAAAGAGCUGAUUGAACAGUGAAACAAAAAACAAAGGACACCUUCAGCCCCUCUUUCUAACAGGUACUAAGGGAGAUGCCCUGGACCCCCACCUUGGACCUCCCGCCUCCCAGCACCAGAGGGCCAGAGCAGAGGCAUUGGUGCCAUCUUCCGGCUCUUCCCCACCCUGGCCACCGCCAGCGUGGCUCAUCUGGAUUACGACAUGAACCCAGCCGAUUCGGUGCUUUCAGAGCCCCCUCCGCACUCCUGGCCGCGUCGAGUCUCCUUAGUCAACACAACAUUACAAAUACCAGGAUGACCUUGCAGCAGAAGUCAACAGACAGCGCGUUGUUUGCCCUGAAGGCUGUACAGUUCAUACUUGCCUUAACCCAACCGCAUUGCACAUCAGAGAAACUCAGUGCAAGCUUUCUGAAGUAACGUCCUUUAGGCUCGACAUGCUGCUGUUAAUACUGAACAAUUUCUAAGUCAGUGGUUUUCUUCUGUUUGGUUUUGGUUUGUUUUCGUGUCAGGGAAUAAGGUUCUGUUGCUCCACGGCCCCAGAGCAACUGAGUAGAAAACUGCCAGCUGUCUGAGAAGUGCUUUACUUUUGAGGCUCCACAGUGGUCAAGAAACAAACAAUUUAUAAUGGUUAAAAAAAAAAAAAAAAAAAAAAAGGAGAGAGACCUUUUGGGGGUCGGGGUGGGGAAAGGGGUAACACAAACUAAUAGUUGAACCUACUGGAAAUAAGCAGCAGAAACAGUGCUUCUUAAUCCCGCUGUUUUUAUUUAUCACACUGUAGGUGCUUUUAUAGCUAUCUCUAAAUGUCUUUUACUAACUACAGAGACAUCUGCAGAUUUCUAUCAACAAAGGCCAACUGAAUAUGUACUAGCUACAUUUACUCUUUUAUAUCUAAUUUCAACUGAAAAUUCUCUGUAAGUGAGCUUUUUUUUCCUAAUUGCACCAUAAGGGAUCCAUAUAUUUUAUUUUUUUGUUUCAGUUGGGGAGGGCGGGGAGGGACUACUUGAGUUGAAGAAAUAUUGGAGACCUUUUUGUGGUAUAUUUGGGGGAUCUGUUGUGUGUUAGAACGUGUAUUUUAUCUUCCUGUAUUAUUGUGGCUGAAAAAAAAAACUGUGCUGUUACGUAGUUGGCAACAAGAUGCCUUUGGGAAUUUUGCUAGUAGGUCAAUGUGUAUAUGAAAUACUCUGAACUCCUAGGAACAUAUGUUUUGUUCUACAUCUGAUCUGUAUUUUCAAGCACUUGGGUGGCUUUCAUUAGGAAAACCCCAAUAUUUUGCUCAGGCUUUUCAGAAACUUGGAUUGUCAUUGUUUCUUUGCUCAGACCCUGCGUAGGCAAACGCACGCACCUACCACACCUGAGGUGACCACGUAGCUUUUGAGGGCAAGAGGGAAGGUCAGCGCUUGGAAAGGCUCAAGCUGCCCCCGAGCACCUCCCUUUUCCUUGCUGGGCAAACCCUGGCGCCCGCGCGGCUCCUGAGCUCCCACGGCCUCUGCGCUCACGCCACUCAUCCAUCCCUGUACAAACCAGUGCCCUGUGCUGUGUCUGCAUGGAUGUACAGUGUCACAAGCAACAACUCUGGACAAUGACAGAGGAACAGGCAUUCACUAGUGAAAAUAAGAUACGGGACAUGUUCAGGAACUAUACUUACAUUUAUUCAGUGAGAUUUUUUUAUAUAUAUAUAUAUAUAUAUAUGUAAGUGCGUGUGUGUGUGUAUGUCUAUAUAUAUAAAAUACACAGGAGUAACUCUUGACAGGGGCUGCAUUACCCAGGAAGUAUCCGAUGCACAGGGCCAAGGGCUCCAGCCCCAGAGCCCGUUAGGGAUUUCCUGCGUGAAUUAGGCACGUCCCCUAGGCCCAAUCCCGUAAAGCAUUCAUUGAUGAUUUGGAUCUCAAAUUUAGUUUUUCAGACUUGGGUACCUGAAAUUCUGAGUUCAUUCUGGGUAGAGCUGCUUUUCACCCCCUGGAAAGUCAUGCGACUUCCAAGUGCCAGGCUGAAAUUUCCCAUAACUUAAAAAAUUUCGACUGUUUCUGCUUUUAUGUAGUAUUAAAUAUAGCAGACGCAUAGCAUUAAACACGAUGUAGAGGUUUAACUGGGAUGAAAAUGUCCUAACAGGGUAUUUUAGCUUUCCCUGUAUAACAGUUAAUCAAAAUCAUAUUUCUAUAAAAAUAAUUUUUUAAUGUGAAAAGAAACCAGUUUAGGCACCUAAGCAGCGAUCCAAUUUUCAGAAGAUAAUUUUUCAUACCUUUCAGUGAUUUCCCACAGAACAGCUGCUACUGGUAGUUAGCAAUGUUAGAAGUCAGACAAUUUAAUGAAGUGUCUACACGUAGCUUUUAGGCCUGAUAUUAAUUUAGAAAAUGUUGGCCUUAAUUUCUGUGUGUCUUAGUCUUCCCAUCUAUAAAACGGGAAUAAUAUGUGCCUCACAGGCUUUUUGUGAGGGCUGAAUUGUUAACGUUUGUAAAGUGCUUAGGAAAUAGGAAGCACAUCUAAGUAUUAAGGAUUAAAAUAUAAAUGCGUAUUCAUAUGUUACAUAUAGAGUAGAUAUACACACACUCACAUACUCACAGUAUACAUAUAUACACACAUACAUACCUAUAUGAAGUUGGUAUUCAUAACCCUGCUUACGUUGCAGUUAGAGCACCACCAUUAAAAAGAAAUUAGGACUGUUGACUACUAAACUAAAUGAUUAGUGGACAGAUCUCUUCCGGAAGCAGUUUAGAGCACAGUAAUGUGAGAAUAUCUGGAUGACAUUUUUGAUUUGUACAGCUGUAUCCUCCUCAAAAUCCAGUAAAGAAUGUUAUUUUUCUAGGCUGGGCUUUUGUUAUAAACUUAAAUAUUCAGAAGGCAAGAGAUACAAUCCAAAUGUGUCUUUUUUCUUUUCUUUUUGGCAUUUGUUAAUUCUGAAUGUAUUUUUAACAAAAGUGAUUUUUUUGACUUACUAGUGUAAUUUGCAUUUUAAAAAAAAUAAAUGGAAAAAAUAUAGGUUUCCAAGCUAUUCAUGGCCCCCUGAUGCUAUUCAUAACUUACAGGAAACUCAGAAUUACUGAGCAACAAUGCAGGAUAAAGAAUCCUAUUACAUUUACAUGAUGACAAUCCCUAUCUGUGCAGCGCAUGGAUGUGACAGCACUGAAUAGAAAUUGCCAGGUCAUGACACCAUUUUAACUCUGUCAUAGGUAGCAGGUAUUUUCAUUAUCACUGACACUAAAAGAUUUCUUUUACAAGGCUGACUGCAAUAGACUCUUCACUUAGAAAACGGGGAUUUUUUUGCCCACUCAUCAGGAAUUUUUAGCCUAUGAUAGGUUUACAGUUGCCAAUGGUGUUAAGUAUUGCAAAAGUAAUCCUUGUUAAGAGGGAGCUAUGUAACAUGGAUAUUUCCACUGCAUUAAUUUUCUUUUAUAUGCUGUUCAUUGUCCCUACACUGAAAUGAUGAAAUCCUGUCUUAGGAAGCGUCUUUAUAGAGCUCACAUACAUUGACAAUUUGCCUGAGGUCAUUUAAUAAAGGCGGAGCAGAACGGUAUACA
This is a messenger RNA of Grus americana (Whooping crane), 4999 nucleotides long. It is a transcript of the gene NKAIN2, whose product is annotated as sodium/potassium transporting ATPase interacting 2. Lineage: Eukaryota; Metazoa; Chordata; Aves; Gruiformes; Gruidae. The transcript is spliced from 7 exons. Gene Ontology annotation, biological process: regulation of sodium ion transport. The coding region runs from base 727 to 1353 and encodes 208 amino acids. The record is from RefSeq and is a predicted model, not a curated record.